AUGGCGUCACUGAAGUCUUCCACGCUCAGCAGUCAGCACGUUGAUGAUGAUGACGAAGGUGAGCGCAACACCGUUCCCCUCACACCCCUCGACAGCUUCUUCUCCGACAGCGACUCCCUUAAACAACAAAAGAAGCAGAAGCCCAAAAAGAUGAAAGAGGGCAAAAUGCCCAAAGUAAAGAAGAGGAAAAAGGAGGGUGGGAUCCAGCCCAGAGUGGACAGCGACCUGGAGGAGACCUCGGAGGUGGAGGAGGAGCGGGAACGUCCAGAAAUCGGCUCUGAGAGCGAGAGCAGCGCGUACGGGCCGACCAAGAAGAAGAAGAAGAAGCCCAAGGAGAAGAAAGAGAAGAAGCCCAGGAAGAAGAAGAGGGAUGAGGAAGAUGAGGACGAUGACGAUGAUGAUGGGAACAUGAAAGAACCCAAAUCCUCCAGCCAGCUGAUGGAAGAGUGGGGUCUGGAAGACGUGCAGUAUGGCUUCACCGAGGAAGACUAUAAAACCAUCACCAACUACAAGGCCUUCAGCCAGUUCCUCAGGCCUCUCAUUGCCAAGAAGAACCCGAAGAUUCCCAUGUCGAAGAUGAUGACAGUGUUAGGGGCCAAGUGGCGCGAGUUCAGCGCCAACAACCCGUUCAAAGGAGCAUCUGCCACCGCUGUGGCCGCCGCUGUGGCUGCCGCCGUGGAAACGGUUACCGUGGCACAGCCGACGUCUGUCAGCUGCAGCCAGCCGAGCGCUCAGCCGGGGCCCAUCAAAAAAGCCAAAACCAAAGAGGGAAAGGGACCCGGAGUGAGGAAGAGGAGCAAGUCUGUGAAGGACGUGAAGAAGAAAGCCAAGCCCAAAAAGACCAAAUCAAAGUCGGGCCAAAGUGUGAAGAAGAAGAAAGCGUCCUCGAGUGAGGAGGACUUCCUGGAGGAGUCAGACUUUGAUGAAAUCAGCAUCCACAGUGCCUCGGUGCUUUCUGAUACCUCGGGGGCCGCCACCAAGAAGAAAUCCCGACGUGGGCGGAAAAAAAGGAAAA
Notothenia coriiceps (black rockcod) is the source of this 1015-nucleotide messenger RNA. RefSeq names its product chromodomain-helicase-DNA-binding protein 5-like. Lineage: Eukaryota; Metazoa; Chordata; Actinopteri; Perciformes; Nototheniidae. The annotation marks the transcript as partial. The transcript is spliced from 7 exons. The record is from RefSeq and is a predicted model, not a curated record.